AUCGUCGGACUCAUUCUACACAAUUGAACUAUGUUGAAAUCGUUUGUCAUCUUGUUUGCCUUCCUGGCCUCCGCAUCCGCCACCGCUUCGCAUUACUAUGUAACCAACAACAACACCGGACUCACGUGCAUCAUCCUCGACGGAGACUUCCAGUUCAAUUUGGUCUUCAACGAGAAGAACACCACCGAGAAGUUCACGGUCACAUUCAACGAGACAGUCAGUGUCGAAGGAGAUUGCAACGGAGUCCGCAACAAUCAAUCGGUUCAGACGUUGAAUAUUAAGUUCAACCCUGAAGGACAAUCUGCCCGUUACGCCAAAGAGUGGGAGCUCGAUAUCGUGUUCGGAUCAUCUAGCAACGUCGCCUUUGAGAUCAUUGACUACACCCUCACCACUCAGAGAACGGAUCUUGUCCCAUACUUUGGAAAGUUUGUCAGAGACGCCAAUGCUGCCGGAGAUGUUACAGCAACUCAGACCAACGCUUACAAGUGCUCCACCGCCAAGCUUGGACUCGUCGGAGGAUCUACCAUUGACAUCAAGACAUCCAACGUGAUUGCAUUUGCACAGAUGAACGGCACCGUUUUCCCAACUGACCAAGUCUACGAGGUGUGCUAUUUGGAUGCUCGCACCAACGAAGUUGUCCCAAUCGUCGUCGGAGCCUGCCUCGCGGCUCUCGUCGUGGUUGUGCUCGUCGGAUACCUUAUCGGACGUGCUCGUGCAAAGAGACAAGGAUAUGCCAGCGUCUAAAUCUUUGCUAUUGUUGUGAAACUGUUCUUAUCAUCAUUCAAUCAAAAUAUUAUCAAUAGCCUUGUUCAUGCUCAGAAUCUGAUGAUUCUUUGUUUCCAUUUCCUCUGUUGCAAUGUUGUGCAAUCAUCCAACAUUUCCUCUUUUACUUAUCUCAGUUCUAUUUCAUUUUUCUGAUAUUCUCUUCCAUUUUUCAAACGAGUAGUACCUCACGUGGUAGUAGAACACUGUUUCUAAGCCCGUACGAUGACUUUACGUUUAAUAUCCUUCAUCCCUUGUUUCAAAUAAAGUCCCUCUCCAACC
Caenorhabditis elegans is the source of this 1044-nucleotide messenger RNA. RefSeq names its product LAMP family protein lmp-1 (gene lmp-1). The transcript is spliced from 4 exons. The coding region runs from base 31 to 744 and encodes 237 amino acids. Gene Ontology annotation, cellular component: membrane; lysosome. The record is from RefSeq and is marked reviewed. Lineage: Eukaryota; Metazoa; Nematoda; Chromadorea; Rhabditida; Rhabditidae.